Messenger RNA from Aspergillus mulundensis, 1662 nucleotides. RefSeq lists its product as uncharacterized. NCBI's taxonomy places the organism in Eukaryota, Fungi, Ascomycota, Eurotiomycetes, Eurotiales, Aspergillaceae. The record is from RefSeq and is a predicted model, not a curated record. Bases 1 to 1662 code for a protein of 553 amino acids. The transcript is spliced from 3 exons.
AUGAGUGGUCUCGAGAUUGUCGGCGUCGUCCUAGGCGCGAUCCCCAUCACCAUAGCGGCCAUCGAAUUGUACCAAGAGAGGCAAACUCGCAUCGCGUUCCGAAACAAGAAACCAUAUGUCCUUCGACUGAUUCAGGCCCUCAAAGAGCAGCACUACCUCCUCAAGAGUGAUAUCCAGUUGACACUGAAUGGCGCUGGCGUGGAGUAUAAUAAUCCCGCCCACCAACCCGUUGGAGCGAUGCUUCGGGACCCAGCCGUUGCGAAUGCAGUGAAGGACUAUCUGGGAGACGACUCGGAGAUCUAUUUUGGGGCUGUGAACGCCUGCUACAUAGCUUUGGCUAGGCUUGUCGGACGCAUCCAAGGGCUAGGUGCGGUGACAGACCUUGAGAACCUGGUCAGAACCUAUACAGGCAGCGCGCUGCCAGAGAAGAUCCGAUUCUCCGUCAAGCGUGACGAACUGGAGAAGCAGAUAUGGUACCUCAACAUGGCGACCACAUCUCUGAGGAGGAUUAGUGACAACAUGGUUGCGCUGAAGAUACAAGUAGCCAUAGAUUCAUCCUCACGGCAGAUUGCCAGAUUUGCCUCGGCGUUGGGGACUGUCAGAGAUUACGCAAAGCGCUUGUACUCAGCGGUCUCGGCGGCAUACCCAGGCCCGUGCCACGCCCAUCACGAAGCGAGGUUAUUCCUUUGCAGUCGUUCCAACCUCAUGGACAGAACAACGAAUGCCACGCGGCGGAGGAAUUUCUCGUUCACCGUGCUGCUUUCGCCCGCCAUGUCGACUUCAACCCUGACGGCUUCAUACAGGACAGAUAUCAAGGUCGCGGAGGUCGGCGAGGCUCCCACUGGACACAUAGGCAAUACAGGUCGGACAAGGGUUGUGAUCCGGCCACCCACUCCGCCUGCCACGGCCGCGCCCCUGCGAUCGGCGAUGGAUGACUUAUGCAAGGGCAUACAACGAGCCCGAGACGGAGGAAUAAUGCUGGACUUGCAGGUAUCGGAAACCAACUGUUUGACGUACUGUUAUCAGCAAGGCCCAAGUGCAAGCUGUUCAGUUCACCUGGAGGUAGAAUCGACGGGUUUCGUAACGCUGGAGCGGCUUCUCGCAAAGACAGAGCGGCAAUGGUUGCUUAACCAUAGAAUAGCCCUGUCGCUUACAAUUGCCUCCUCGCUGCUUCAAUUGAUAUCGACGCCCUGGCUUCAAUUGCCACUGACAAGCCGCACCGUGCGGUUUUCCAAAAGUGGCGUCGAUGUUGCGGCGCUCGAUUUCUCGAUGAUCCCGGAGCCCUUUGUGGAAGAACUGUUCCACAAGCCAACAACAGGGACAGUCGGUAAUGCACGGGUGGGUGUCAGGGACUGUAUGCUUGAGCUCGGGAUUCUUCUGCUCGGGAUCGCGCACUGGAGGACGAUGGACGACUAUGCGAACGAGCGGACGAACGAUGGUCAGCCUGCUGCCAGGAGCCGGUAUGGUCUGGCCAAUGGAUGGACGGACGCGAGCACCUACUUGAUCCUACCAUUUCAACGAGAUGUGAUUAGAAGAUGUGUCGACUGCACAUUCGCAACCUCCGGUCCGAGCCUGGAGUGGGAUGACGUCGUGCUUCGCAAGUCGAUUGCGGAAUACGUGCUCAAGCCUUUGCAGGAGAACUGCCCCCAACAGCUGCGGUAG